GUGUCUUACCCAAGGACACAUCGGCUGUAGCGAUUGGGGCCCUAGGCAAAACAUUAAUUGGGGGUUCUUACAACCAGCAUCUCUUUCUUUUUCCACUCCCAUCACGAUAAUUCCUCUUCAUUUUCCUGCGGUAACUUUCAUUGACAAACUUUGGUUUUCACUGUAAUAAUGCAUUAGACAACUAUAGCAGGGGAUAGAGAGUAAGUUCUAUCAUAAGGGGUUCCCUUAGGGAGGUUUUCUACUGUCAUUGCAAAAUUUGCACAUUUUGAGGCACUGCUGUGAUUUAAGGUUUGUCAGCCCUUAGGGGCCCACUACUCGCCUGGGGCCCCGAGAAGUUGCCUGCCUUUGACCUCUAAAAGUCAAAUAAGAAUUUAUAAGAUCUUAAAUAAUAAUAAAAAUAAAAAAUAAAACGUAUUUCAGUCGGGACCACUUUGUCUAGAAAAAAAAACUUUAUUUGAAAAAAGGCGUCGAUGACAACAGCAUGUUGAAAAUCCAGAAGAGCUUUGGUGGAGGAGGGUUGCAAAUGUGGCCUGCAGGGGGAGCUGAAAAGAGCAGGCAGGCUAUGGAGCAGCUUUAAUGAGAGCCAACAGGAUGCUUUGAAGCAAAUCAGCUGGUUAGGGCUUACAUGAGAUCAGCUGUUAUCAAAAACACAGAGCGACUCCGUGGUCAGCCUGAACUAACGCUAACGAUGUAUGAACGCUGUGAUUUCAUGGUAACAGUUUGUAUUUGUGUUCAGGUCCUGGACAUCUGCAGGGACGCCUUUGAUGGACUGGACUACAUGCCUGUCACCUUCCACCGCUGGCUGCAUGAGGCUGGACGCCUCGUCUUCAUCGCCAGGUUGAAGGGCAGAGUAGUGGCUAUGGAGUCUGUGCUGAUGGUAGACGGUGGUGAGACGGUUGUUUUUCAGGGUCUAAGGGUGGCCCCUGAUCUGAGGAGCAGAGGCAUCGCCGGCGCCAUCCAGGGGCACAUCACUGAUCACCUCCGCCAUCUUUACCCACAAGUCUCUGCUUUCCGCAUGAGCCGAGGAGACCAACUGUCGCCGCAAUUAAUGGCCAAGUACCGCCUCAUCGCUAAAGAGGCCAUCCUGUCUCUGUGCUGCGAGGCAGAGGACCUCGGCCUCUUUGUCGCUGAGCUGCGCUCCAGACUCUCCUCGCAAUGUGACUCCGCCCCCCGCAGGCCAGUGACCCUGAACCAGCAGCAGACAGAGACUCUGAUCCUGACUGACCAUGUGGUGUCCAACCUGCUGCCCAGUAAAACCAUCAUUAAUAACUGGGAGCCUCUGAGGCCGAUGGAGGCCAACAUGGAGAUUCUGCGUCGCAGGGGGCUGACGUGCAUUGUAGACCGUGAGUUUGAACCCACCGCUAUCAGCCUGUGCACCACGCCGUACGCUGUCCCCUACCGCCAUGACGCCCUGUACGUCAAUAUCAACAUCUUUGGCCGCAGUUUGGCUUCUGUUUGUGCCGUGUUUCUGGCUCAACUUGAAGCUUUGCUGCCCAGUCUCCAUGGUUACCUGAUCUUCUACACCUACGUGGACCCUGACGUUUGGCCGGGGCUGCACCAGACCUGCAGGAACAAGAGCAACGUGUCGUACUUCAGCGACUACUGUGAGGAACUCGUACUGGAGAAGAUCCUCUGAGCAGUCUCAUCCCGGACUUCACAUUAACAACGACAACACAACAAAUGUGGUUGAAUUUCAGCUGUGGCGUGUAACACAGUCCCUCCCAUUAGACACGUUGGAGGGUUGAAUAUUAUGUUUUUUCUAUUGUAGCAUCCUAUAGCUGGGAUUAAAUGGUGUACAGUCUGUGUGUGUGUGUGUGUGUGUGUGUGUGUG
Labrus bergylta (ballan wrasse) is the source of this 1831-nucleotide messenger RNA. The record is from RefSeq and is a predicted model, not a curated record. NCBI's taxonomy places the organism in Eukaryota, Metazoa, Chordata, Actinopteri, Labriformes, Labridae.